CGGUGCUCAUCGAUGUUCCUCGGCGCCGAUGUUCUAUCGGCCGAUCGAAUCGUUACGGAUCAAUCCGUGCUGUGGCGUCGGAGGUGGCACUUCUACGGUACCUGAGGCUACUCAGCUCCAGGGUACCGGAACUGCUUUCGGAGCCACCUCCGCAAGAACCGUCAUCAUGCAAGAUCCGGUACUUGAGUCCAUUCUAGAGCAAAUGCGGGAGGCGGAGGCACGACGCGCUGAGCUCGAAAGGCAACACGCGGAAGCGCAGAACCAGCUGCGGGAGAAAUUAGCGGGUCGGUACCAGGGUCCGGAGUCGGUGGAAGCGUUGCAGUCGAAAAUUAGGGAACUGGAGAAGAAAACGGAGCUCCAGGUCGUGAAGUACGAGGAGCUAUCCCUGGAGUUGACGAGCCUGAGACGAGCCCGAAGCAGAGGACCCACCGUCGGCGGCCAUGCCGGCUCCACGGCGAUCCCUUCGUCGACGUGGCCGCCCGCGGGUUCGGAGAUCGAUAGAAUUAUUGCCAAGAUUGAGCAGGACAAUAGUGCUGGAAUGAUCCACGAAUUGGACCACACGCGAGGGACGGUGACAACGCAGCAACCCUCCGCCGCUCAAAAUAUUCUCCGAUCCAGUGCGGAAAAUCUCCCAAAUCUUAGUCAGCACCAGCAGCAUCCCCAGCAUCCCCAGCAUCCCCACGCACUCAGUCUUGGAAUGCCAACGCAAACGGCUCAGUAUGCGGCUUCGCCUAUGCCCUUGACGCCGAUGAUGCCCGGCUGUCCUCCGUUGACCCCAAACGGGCCACCGUAUUUCAGUGAACCGAUCCCACCCGCGCCUUCAUUAUCCACCAGCCAAUCGCAACCCGCCUUUCAACAGAAACUGCAACAAUAUCACCCGCAGCAACAGCAACACGAGUUGUCCAGUUCUCACUCACAAGGUGCUCUACCGCCGCAGCAGAAGCAACAGCAAGCGCACACCCACUUUCCGACCAAUCAGUUCCAAGAGAGUUACCCACACACCCGCACGCAAACUUAUCAGCAGCCUAUGCAACAACAGCAGCAACAGCACCUACAUUCCCAUCAGCAGCAACAUCCGACCUCGACGUCGUACUUGGCGUCGGUUAAUCAAAGUGGCGUGACGCAGUACAGUCAACCUGGUCCGGUCACUCAAAACUAUUCAUUGAACGGAACUCAGCAGACAACUACAUACUCGAACCUGCCAUUAGCAACGCAUCCCAAUGGAACGUACAACUCCGUCGUGACAAGCUACGGAACGCAAUUGGCACAUCACAACUAUCCCGUUCCUCAAACAAACCUACCACAGACGACGUUAUCAUCGUUAACCCCAUAUUCAACGCCAAGCUUUCAUUCGACACUGAAUGCUCUGAGUAGUGUGUCGCAACCUGGGCUUCCUUUUUCGAGCUGUCCGAGCACCUUCUCCACCACUGGAUCUACUUACUCGACUGUUGGGACCAAUGCUUUCGGCACAUCGGGCGUCGUUCCAGGGACUACGUCUGGAGGUCUCCUGCAAGCCAUAGGAGACCCCUUGCAAGCGAUGCAACAAUUGUCCGCCCAGUCGCAAGCCAAUCAGCUUCAACAACAAGCUAUCAUUCAACAAAUUCAACAAAGUCUGAGAGUUAGCUCGCCAACUGCUAAUGUGACAACGGGGCAUCAUUUCUUGGGCCCCAGGCAGAUGCCAAAAAUUCCAACUGGCAUUCUAACCAAUCCUUUGGAUCGCCUGACCAACGAGGGUGUUGUACCGGAGGGCCAAGUCGACAUGUUGGAUAUUCCUGGAAAGGGCAGAUGCUACGUUUACAUUGCUAGAUUCAGCUACGAACCGUCUCAGCAUUCACCUAAUGAAAAUCCGGAGGCGGAACUGCCGGUUCAAGGGGGAGACUAUCUACUUGUAUGGGGUCAGCCCGAUGAGGAUGGUUUCUUGGAUGCGGAGACCCUCGAUGGCAGAAGAGGUCUCCUACCCGCUAAUUUUGUGCAGAAACUGGUCGGUGACGAUCUGCUUGAAUUUCAUCAGGCUGUUCUCGGCCUCAGAGACGUUGACGAUGCAGCGUCCACAACUAUACCUCAAUGCUAUCUACAGGAUAUCGAUUUGGAAUUGGCAGCACUAGAGGAAGGAAAUCGCAAUCGUCAAGCCGAACUAUCUGCUUAUGCGGAGUUGGAUAACAUAGCGGAAGAGGAUGAGCAAGAACCGCCAGUACCGGCGCCUCAGCAUCUCACGCUUGAACGGCAGCUGAACAAGAGCGUCCUGAUUGGCUGGACGGCACCUGACAAUCCCAGUCAGCUGGAGUCCUAUCAUGUUUACGUGGAUGGAGUUCUAAAGGUCACCGUAAAAGCCACCGAGAGGACCAGAGCUCUAGUUGAGGGUGUUGAUUCGACUCGGCCACACAGAAUUAGCGUACGUUCAGUAACUCACAUGAGAAGGACAUCUCGAGAUGCAGCAUGCACCAUGGUGAUAGGGAAAGAUGUUGCGAUGGGACCGACUGCCGUGAAAGCAUCCAACGUCACCGCGACUAGCGCCGUCAUCUCUUGGUUACCCAGCAACAGCAAUCACCAGCAUGUAGUCUGCGUGAACAAUGUUGAAGUCAGAACUGUUAAGCCGGGCGUGUAUAGACACACGAUCACGGGGCUAGCGCCAUCCACGAUCUACCGGGUUACCGUCAAGGCUAAGAAUCUGCGAGCAACGCAUUUCGAGGACCAAAAUGCUCAGUCUGCUAAUAAUUUAGCAUGCCACGUCCACUUUAAAACUCUGCCCAAAGGACUGCCCGACCCUCCGGUCGAUAUCCAGGUGGAGGCUGGACCGCAGGACGGCACUUUGCUAGUGACCUGGCAGCCUGUUGCCCUAAACGGUUCGGCCGUCACCGGUUACGCGGUUUACGCCGACGGGAAGAAAGUUACCGACGUCGACAGCCCCACCGGUGAUCACGCCCUUGUCGAUAUUCACAAAUUAAUGGGCUUGAAUCCAAAGCAUAUCACCGUUAGGACGAAGAGUCGCGAAAGCCAAUCGGGCGAUAGCUGCGCCACGGCGAUACCCUGCAGUGUGCUUCGUGGUGGCACCCAACAUCUUCAGCAUGGCACGAUGCAUCCCGGGGUUGAUCAGAGUCAGCAGCAGACAAAUCUCGUUCCCGUGGGCAACCAGGAUGACCCUAAUCGACGUGGUGUGGCCACAGUACAGAGGUACCCAAGUGCGCCGGUUCCGGCUCACAUGAGACGACACGGUGCUACCAGGGUGGAUGCUCAUGGACAAGUCAUCAUCGAAACAGACGAAAACCUCUCCGACAAGGAGAUCUAUCCUGGUCAAGGCGUUUCGCAGAUGGGUGUUCCUGAAAUCACGAAGGACUCGGCCAGUGAGGCAAACUACAGCGAGGAGGAGGAUCAAACUAGAAGAGGUCGAAAUAUGCAACAAGCCCCGCAGUCUUCCUCCGGACCACCUAUGGGCCACCCUUCAGGAUCUCAUCAUGGUCAUCAUCGGUACUCUAGCCAUCAAGGUCCCCAAGGACCUCCACCUGGAUCCCAUAGAUCACCAAGAAGAGCCACCGAGUCUUCGAGACCUCAGGAUUGUUACUAUCAGGAUCAGUCGGUGAAUCAAAGGGGGCGAGGUCCCAUAUACAAAGGUGGAAGAGGUAACGUGAUACAAGGACCUCAGGGAGGACCUCAUCAUCCGCACCAUCCUCCCGGUGGAGUUCAACCAGUCAAUAAGAGGAUCCGAUGGUUCGUAGCGCUCUUUGACUACGACCCCACCACCAUGUCGCCCAAUCCCGAUGCCUGCGAAGAGGAAUUACCUUUCUCCGAAGGCGACACUAUCAAGGUUUAUGGCGAGAAGGAUGCCGAUGGAUUUUAUUGGGGAGAAUGCAGGGGUAGACGAGGAUACGUGCCGCACAAUAUGGUCGAGGAAUUGAAGGACCAAAAUCAGAGCCAGAUUCAAGGUCAAGGCACCAUGGGUAGGAGGGGCCAAUCUCUGAAUGACAGAUUCGCUGAUGCUUACGCUAACGUGCCGGUCAAAAAGAUGAUCGCUCUCUUCGAUUACGAUCCGCAAGAACUCUCGCCUAAUGUCGAUGCGGAGCAAGUCGAGGUGGCUUUCCAAACCGGUAACGAGGUCUACGUUUACGGAGAAAUGGACGACGAUGGAUUCUACGUGGGUGAGGUCAACGGGGCACGUGGACUAGUUCCGAGUAAUUUCCUGACCGAAGCACCAGUUCAAGGACCCCUACCCGCAGGAAGUAGAAGACCUCCCGGACAAGGUCAAGGACCCGGUGCGAGAGGUCCUCCACCACCUCCCAGGGAACCUCCGCCUUCCGGCCACCGACGUGCCAAAGAUGCCUGCAUUGUGCCUGUGUCUGUCCCUGUCUGUCACUUAGACUCUAGACAACAACAACAACAACCACUAAUGAACAAUCAACAACAUCAACUACAACAACAAAACAAUCCACCGCAUCUAGCGUACCAACAAGCGAAUCACCACAGCUACACGACCGUAACCACGUCGAAUCAGCACGGUCCGGGUAAUCCGCCGAUCGGUGGUCUCAUGGGUCAAGGACCCCAUAACGCCCAUCUUCAGCAGGGUGCAGGCCCGGUGCCACCCCAUCUUCAGCAACAGGGGAGGGGGAGAGGUGUGAACAACAGAGUCGGUGGUAGUAACGUACCAGGAGGGCUUCAAGGUCCACCCGGGCACAUGCAGCAACAACAGCAACCCCUCGACUACCAGACUCAACAGCAGCAACAGCAACAACAACAGCAGCAGCAGCAACAGCAGCUACAGAAUAAGAAUUUCAGUCAACAGAACCCCGGUUACCAGCAACAGGGGCAGCCGUACGGACAGCAGCAGAAUCCUCAGUUCCAGCAGCAACCGGGGCAACAGUUCCCGCAGCAACCUGGACAAGGUUCGUCGAUGCAGGGUCCCCAGGGGCCCAGCAAACCGCUGCGAGGGGUACCGGCGGUCGUCCCGACGGCACAAACCAAAGCUCCGACGGACGCCCAGCAACAACAGCAGCAACAGCAGCCGCCCUCGAGCACGGGGCCAAACCUAAUGCAAAAGUUCACCGAAAUGGCGGGUGCUGGGGCCGGCGGCGACAUCUUGUCGAAAGGCAAGGAGCUCAUCUUCAUGAAGUUCGGCCUGGGCAAGUGAACCGUUCCGGUGUCAUGGACGCGAUCGUCUCAUCGGUUACGGUUCUCCAUUACUCCUGCGACCCCACGAACGCAGGAUGGAAUACGAGAAGCUGGGGAAUCCGGUCCCGGUCACGGUCAAGGACACGGUCGUUUGGUCGUUCGCAUUCUUGUUCUCGGUACCUCUCGUCCGGCGUCGUACCACCCGUCGUUAAGAUCCACGCGGUACUCGAGGCUAGGUCGUCGGAAAGGGGACGAGAGUUCAAGGAAGAAAGUAAGAAAGUCGAGUGCUCGAGGGAGAGACGGCAACAACCUCGCGCACAGGUACCUACCUACGGUGUACCUACUCACAUAUCUACGUAUACGCCAAGACUGUAGAUCGCCAUAGUGAUCGGUAGGUAUUCGGUCCACUGAGCGGGUCUCCGGGCGGGUCUUCCGGAGCCGGUCUUCGGCCGGAACGAAACCCGGAGGCCGAUCCGCCGGAUGGAAGCCUUCAAGGGAUCAGGUUCGAUCGCGUUUCCGCUUCUCUGGAAGAGCUACUCGAGAAGUCGGGCGCGAGAGUCGCUCGCCCAAGCGAAGACGGAGUCGCGAACAGGGGAUGGCGCAUGCACGCGAAACUCGAGUAGCGAUCGGGCAGAGAAGAGUCGGGAGAUCCCGAGUGGAUCGGCCGCGGUGCGGACGUACGUACGUAGAUAGCUAGGUAAGAAGGUAGGUAGGUAGGUAGGCAAAUAGGUAGGUAGGUAGCUAGCUAGAAGUCUAGGUCGCUAGGUAGGUAGGUAGGUACUUACUUACCUGGGGAGACGGACGGAUGGACGAGCGGAUGGACUGAGCACCGUUUCGUCCAAAGCCGAGACGGGGAGUGGGCGUGCCUUGAGAUGCCUCAUUCUGACAUAAACAAUAAUCAUAUCUGUAUAAACCAUCAUGUUAACGAGUAAGUUAUCGAGUGAUCGUAAACUAUUAUUAAUGACUACCGCUACUGCUACCACUUAACUACUACCGUUACGGCUACUAUUACUACCACUAAUACUACAACUACCACUACUAUUAAUACUACUACCAGUACCGCAACUAUGACUAAUACUGUUACUACCGUUGCCACGAGGACAAGUACUAAUACUAUUCCUACUAAAACUAUUACCACUACUACUCCUUCUAUAAUUAUUACCGUUACUCCUCCUACUCCUGUUAUUACUAUUCCUGCUCUUACUAGAACUGCUGUUACUAUUGCAACCCUUGCUGUUACAUCUUGCCGUCGCGUCAAUGCGGCUGGGCCUGGAACAGUUGUUCGGUCACUUCGGACGUCCACACGUGGUGACUAGAUUUAAGACCAUGGUAUGCAGAUAUUUAGGUCAAAAUUGCGAAAGAAACGAUCUCUCCCUUUUUCUUUGGGGUAUUCAGGCGAAACCCUUUCUUUUACAUCCCAUUGCGAUUAAGCCCCAUUUGACUCGUAACAGUGACAACUGAAACUUGGAUCCACCCACCGCAUCCCUGACUCAAGCUUCGCAUGAGAAUGCAAAUUGAAAUGGAUUACGGGUAUUCAGCGUAAGACACCAAAUUAAAGUCCAACGCGUUACAACAUCUCGCGGAACUAGUAAUUGUUGACCGAUGGCAAUGGAACGUUGAGAUGUGUUUUGAAAGCCAUUAGAAAUAGUCAAGGCUGAAUAUUAACUUAAUCCAAAUGAACGCGUAGUUAAUCACUGCGAUAUAAACAUCAGAGAGUUAUUCUUCUCUCCCUUUUCACGUGUCUCUGUCGCUCGCACGAUAAGUUUUACAAUGACCUUCGAUGUGUUGAUUCGGAUCAAGGGAUCGUGUCCAGACUUCCAAAAUAAAUUUCCUAGAGAUUUCUUUGCAAUUUUGCUCUGUAUGGGAUUCUUUCUUGACCUAAUAAAAUGCAGAAAAGUUACACAGGGUAAAGUAAACCAAUUUAAUAGCGCGAGUAACUUGCUAGCACUACAUCGCUACAUUGCUAGAGUUACAUCGGUCGUUACGAGGUAGCUGCAAAGCAUAGGAAAAACGCUGAUUGGUCACCAUACAUUUAUCUCGUUGCAGAUCCCUGUGUUAAUCCCUGCGUUUCGAAGCUUUAUCCGAUACUUGAGGAUAUAGAGUGCUUCCAAAACAAUUGAUAAGCGGUCUGAUUUUUUAACGACAUCGGUGGCGUUUGUAUUCGAAAUUUCUGUAAUCUUCUAGGAGGCGGUUCGACCAGAUAAAAAUUUUAACGUAAAAUUCUUCUUGCAGUUGUACCAAUGGCGGAUGGAUAGUUCAGUAUCAGUCGGUCACUUAUAGGUAAUCGGUGGACCAGUUACCAACCACGUAUCCGUAUUCCUUAUGUGAACAAUGGUAGGGCCACUCCGAGCUCCGGAAAUUCUCUGUACAAUAACGUGUAGCAUCCAUGUGAUACGGCGGUACUUAACGCUUUCGAUAAGUACUAUCUACAGCGACCGCAAACGCGAACGCUUGAGUAGCCCUGCAAUAUCACUAACAGAAUCUCUCGCGUCAAAGUUUAACUGAUACAGGUAAUCGGUCAAAAUCGAAAGGAUUGCAAGCUCAACCUUAAUGAUUCGAUUCGUAGUUCUGUAAGCAAUUCUUUUAUUCGAGAGAUUACUGCCACUCUUCUCCCUCUACACCUUCUCACUCUCACUUUUCUUUCGACGUCAGGGUGCUGUCUCGUGGAACGAACGAUAAAGUGGAAGGCGAAAUCGAAAUUGUGCCGCAUGUUCAACCUUCACCGGUUUUGUUAAUGGUUUCGAUUCGUUAUCAUUUGGGCUGCGUAACCAACUCGAACUUCAAAACAAUCAUAAUGUUAAAACAUUAAAUUAAAGUCAUUAAAUACUAUGCCUAUAAUCACGCAAAAGAGUACUUGGUUGAAUCAAUAAAAUUCUUGUUGAUUU
Orussus abietinus is the source of this 7985-nucleotide messenger RNA. RefSeq names its product RIMS-binding protein 2 (gene Rbp). The transcript is spliced from 17 exons. Bases 29 to 5119 code for a protein of 1696 amino acids. The record is from RefSeq and is a predicted model, not a curated record. Lineage: Eukaryota; Metazoa; Arthropoda; Insecta; Hymenoptera; Orussidae. Gene Ontology annotation, biological process: neuromuscular synaptic transmission. Gene Ontology annotation, molecular function: protein binding.